Messenger RNA from Acyrthosiphon pisum (pea aphid), 722 nucleotides. RefSeq lists its product as uncharacterized. Bases 217 to 519 code for a protein of 100 amino acids. Lineage: Eukaryota; Metazoa; Arthropoda; Insecta; Hemiptera; Aphididae. The transcript is spliced from 4 exons. The record is from RefSeq and is a predicted model, not a curated record.
AAUCGUAUUUUUUUGUACAAGAGUCAGUGGCCAGUCGUGCUCUCGUCGUAAUAAUAUUUCGUAAGUCAGCGAAAUUAUUUUAUUCGGUGGCAAAAUUCUCUCGACACCGGAAUUCGGCGCUCUGUUCGUGUGAGUGUUUUCGCCGGACUCCAUUCAGUUUGACCUCAGCUCGGCCGUCCGAUUAUAACAAUUACUUGAGUGUGUCCGUUGCGGGAUAUGGCUUGUAAAAUUAAAGAAGAUAAAAACAUGGCUCCAUCAGCUCUGUUACGGGCAGAAGACGAUAGCAGUGAAGACGAUAAUCAACGCAAACGAGACAAGAACAAUCGGGUAGUUGAAAGAGUUAGUUCUAGAACUCGCGCACAACGGAAAUUGCGGCGUUUGAACAAAUUAAACGCUGAGAAAGCAAUACUUGUAGAAAAACAAAAAGUUUUAUUAAAAGAAUUAAGAUUUUGGAAAACUAUAUUAAUAGCAAAUGGAAUAUCACUAAUUGCAUCAUCCUACUUCAAUCCUCCAAAUUGAACUGAGCGACGCUACUUUGGAACUAUUAAAAAAUGAUUUUACAAAACCUCAAUCUUCUUCAUAAGUAUAAUUUAAUUUGUUUUAUUUUAUGGGAACAGCAUAUUUUAUAAGUAAAAUUUUAUGUUAUUUUGCCGGGUUGCAUAAACAAUUUAAUACAUUUAAUGGAUCUCUAUAAUUUUAUGGACCAAUCGUGGGCUAAUAAA